Molecule: messenger RNA, 5150 nt
Organism: Piliocolobus tephrosceles (Ugandan red Colobus)
Lineage: Eukaryota; Metazoa; Chordata; Mammalia; Primates; Cercopithecidae
Gene: TRIM56
Product: tripartite motif containing 56
Exons: 4
Coding region: 511-2778 (755 amino acids)
Biological process (GO): innate immune response; positive regulation of type I interferon-mediated signaling pathway
Cellular component (GO): nucleoplasm
Molecular function (GO): zinc ion binding; ubiquitin protein ligase activity
Source: RefSeq, a predicted model, not a curated record
GCGAGUCGGUGUGUCCCCGGCUGGGACGGAAGUUGCACCACGAGUACAAUUAGUUUCAGUUUUGUUUCUUUUUCAGGCACCCAGCAACAGCGGCCUCCAGGCCCCAGGCCCCCUCGCCAUCCUAGAGGCCAAGAUCCGCUCUGGCUAGGUCCCCGCGAGAAAGACCCCGUCCCACUCUCUGAGGUCUCCCGGCCCCAGAAAAGGGGACAUUCCACCAAGUCUGCCCAACAAGUAGGUCUCAGCCACUGUGCCAGGAGCUCAAGACUCCCUCCCUCCAGAGGUUUCUGGAAUGCGUUCAGCAGGAAAAGCUAAAAGAACAGAACUCCAGGAGAUAAGCCAAGGCCAAGUCGAUCCGAGGGUCUGAGCCAACAAGUAGCACUGACAUUUUUACGUUUGCUGGAUGUACACACGGAAGUAGAGGAAGAGGAGAAGGAGGAGGAUAGCUCCUCCGCUCAGGAGCAAGUGGCCCAAGUCCUCAGAAGACUAGAAGGAAUUUCCUGGCCAUUCAGCAUGGUUUCCCAUGGGUCCUCGCCCUCCCUCCUAGAGGCCCUGAGCAGCGACUUUCUGGCCUGUAAAAUCUGCUUGGAGCAGCUGCAGGCACCCAAGACACUGCCCUGCCUGCAUACCUACUGCCAGGACUGCCUGGGCCAGCUGGCCGAUGGCAGCCACAUCCGCUGCCCCGAGUGUCGCGAGACGGUGCCCGUGCCACCUGAGGGUGUGGCCGCCUUCAAGACCAACUUCUUCGUCAAUGGGCUGCUGGACCUGGUGAAGGCCCGAGCCUGUGGAGACCUGCGUGCCGGGAAGCCAGCCUGUGCCCUGUGUCCCCUGGUGGGUGGCACCAGUGCCGGGGGGCCGGCCACGGCCCGGUGCCUGGACUGUGCCGACGACUUGUGCCAGGCCUGUGCCGACGGGCACCGCUGCACCCGCCAGACCCACACCCACCGCGUGGUGGACCUGGUGGGCUACAGGGCGGGAUGGUAUGAUGAGGAGGCCCGGGAGCGCCAGGCGGCCCAGUGUCCCCAGCACCCCGGGGAGGCACUGCGCUUCCUGUGCCAGCCCUGCUCACAGUUGCUGUGCAGAGAGUGCCGCCUAGACCCCCACCUGGACCACCCCUGCCUACCUCUGGCCGAGGCUGUGCGUGCCCGGAGGCCGGGCCUGGAGGAGCUGCUGGCCGGUGUGGACAGUAACCUGGUGGAGCUGGAGGCGGCGCGGAGGAUGGAGAAGGAGGCGCUGGCCCGGCUGCGGGAGCAGGCGGCCCGGGUGGGGACACAGGUGGAGGAGGCGGCUGAGGGCGUCCUCCGGGCCCUGCUGGCCCAGAAGCAGGAGGUGCUGGGGCAGCUACGAGCCCACGUGGAGGCUGCUGAAGAGGCUGCUCGGGAGAGGCUGGCGGAGCUCGAGGGCCGUGAGCAGGUGGCCCGGGCGGCGGCCGCCUUCGCCCGCCGGGUACUCAGCCUGGGGCGAGAGGCUGAGAUCCUCUCCCUGGAAGGGGCGAUUGCGCAGCGGCUCCGGCAGCUGCAGGACUGCCCCUGGGCACCGGGGCCGGCCCCCUGCCUGCUCCCGCAGCUGGAGCUCCAUCCUGGGCUGCUGGACAAGAACUGCCACCUGCUUCAGCUGUCCUUUGAGGAGCAGCAGCCCCAGAAGGAUGGUGGGAAAGACGGAGCUGGUACCCAGGGAGGUGAGGAGAGCCAGAGCAGGAGAGAGGAUGCACCGAAGACAGAGAGACAGGGUGGGGUCCAACCCCAGGCCAGAGAUGGAGCCCAGACCCCAAAAGAGGAAAAAGCCCAGACAACCCGAGAAGACGGAGUCCAGACCUUGGAGGAGGACAGGGCCCAGAUACCCCACGAGGAUGGAGGACCCCAGCCCCACAGGGGUGGCAGACCAAACAAGAAGAAAAAGUUCAAAGGCAGGCUCAAGUCAAUUUCCCGGGAGCCCAGCCCAGCCCUGGGCCCGAACCUGGACGGCUCUGGCCUCCUCCCCAGACCCAUCUUUUCCUGCAGUUUCCCCACGCGGAUGCCUGGGGACAAGCGGUCCCCCCGGAUCACUGGACUGUGUCCCUUCGGCCCCCGGGAGAUCCUGGUGGCGGAUGAGCAGAAUCGGGUGCUGAAAUGCUUCUCCCUCAACGGCGACUACAAGGGUACCGUGCCAGUCCCUGAGGGCUGUUCCCCUUGCAGCGUGGCCGCCCUGCAGAGCGCCGUGGCCUUCUCCGCUGGUGCACGGCUCUAUCUCAUCAGCCCCGACGGCGAGGUGCAGUGGCGCCGGGCCCUGAGCCUCUCCCAGGCCAGCCACGCGGUGGCAGCGCUGCCAAGCGGGGACCGUGUGGCUGUCAGCGUGGCGGGCCACGUGGAGGUGUACAAUAUGGAAGGCAGCCUGGCCACCCGGUUCAUUCCUGGGGGCAAGGCCAGCCGGGGCCUGCGGGCACUGGUGUUUCUGACCACCAGCCCCCAGGGGCAUUUCGUGGGGUCGGAUUGGCAGCAGAAUAGCGUGGUAAUCUGUGAUGGGCUGGGCCAGGUGGUUGGGGAGUACAAGGGGCCAGGCCUGCAUGGCUGCCAGCCGGGCUCCGUGUCUGUGGAUAAGAAGGGUUACAUCUUCCUGACCCUUCGAGAAGUCAACAAGGUGGUGAUCCUGGACCCGAAGGGGUCCCUCCUUGGAGACUUCCUGACAGCCUACCACGGCCUGGAAAAGCCCCGGGUUACCACCAUGGUGGAUGGCAGGUACCUGGUUGUGUCCCUCAGUAACGGGACCAUCCACGUCUUUCGGGUCCGUUCUCCGGACAGUUAAAGGGGCUAUGACUAGGGUGGGAGGGAGUGGGGAGGAAGAGGGCAGGAAGGAGGCAGAGCUGUCCAUGGGAGGUGGCGGCCGAGGACAUUUUCCUGAAGGGCAGGGGUUGGCAACUUCGCAACAUGGAGUGCCAAGCUGCUAACCCGUCCUCUAGUGUAUGAGAAUAGGGACCAGGGGUGGUGGCGUGACCGUAACUCUCAGAAGCAGAGGAGGCAAGUGGGUGGUAGGGGAUGUUGGGGGUUCACCUGCCUCUUGCUUUUUGUGGGUGGCUGCUGCCACCCCCAGCGCUGCUAUAUAGUUUAGGUUUCUGAGGUUUGUGAGCCUGUCCUGAUUUGCAUUCUUCAAAACCAUUCCUGAUAGAGUAGCUGAGGGAGAGUCUUGGGGCAAAUAAGGGCCCAGGGUGGGUCAGGCAUGUGCAUUGUGGAACAGAGCUGAGACCCUGGCCCCCCUUAGACUGGCACAGGGUCCUACAGAGUCAGAGGAGGCCUGAGAUUUCAAAUGGGCAGUAAAUGGCCUCUUCUGCCAGCCACAGGCAGGAAGCUCCUAUAACCACGGCAUCCACCAGUGGCAGUACAGGGUGGGCUUGCAGGAGGGCUGCAAGUGCAGACAGCAGCUGGGGCCAAAGAGGUAUUAGGCUGAAAGGCCGUGAAGAGAAUAGGCUACUGGAAAACCAAAGCCGGCAGAAUUAAUGUCCAAAAACCCAUGUUCUCCAUUGCUUCUCAGCCUUUGGCUAAGAUUAAAUAUUUAAAAAAAAAAAAUUGACUCUGCCAGGCGCGAUGACUCAUGCCUGUAAUCCCAGCACUUUGGGAGGCUGUGGCAGCAGGAUUGCUUGAGGCCAGGAGUUUGAGACCAGCCUGGGCGACAUAGUGAGACCCCCUCUCUACAAAAGAUUAAAAAUUAGCUGCGUGUAGUAGCAUAUGCCUGUCAACCUAGCUACUCGGGAGGCUGAGGUGGGAGGAUCCCUUCAGCCCAGGAGUUUGAGGCUGCAGUAAGUUAUGAUCACACCGCUGCGUUCCAGACCCUGUCUCGAAAAAAAAAAAAAAAACCACACACCCACACACAGAAACAACAGAAAAAGCAGGUUAUCCAUCACUUCUCAGCUAAGAUCAAGUGUGAAAAAAAAUGGAAACAAAAAAAAAAACAAGUUCUGAGUAGGGGAGCUCUCCAUGCAGCCGCGGAGCCAGUCUGAGGGAAGAGGUACACAAGAUAGAAAAAUCUCUAGGCUCCAACACUUCUGUUUCAGUGCCUUUCCAUUUCCCGGAGUCUAUGUGUUGCCUUCUCUUCAUUUUCCAGCAAAAUUCCUUUUGAGAUGUGUUGGCCUUCACUUGGCUGAACUAGGGGGUGAAGGAAGUUGUCCUCUGGGCCGCUGUUGCUGGGGAAACAGCUAAACCCUGCAGGCCAAGGGGAACUUGGGGGUGCCAAGAAAACCUGGAAGGUGCAGUAGGGCUGUGAUGAAUAGAGGCAUCAAACUAGAAGGGAGGAACCUGUCGGAGGUGGGCUGUGACCACCAGACCUUUUCAUAAGUGGUGGCAGUGGUGGAAUUGAAGAGGCAAGUAGGCUUGGAGAAUGUUUUUAGCCAGGGGGUGCUGAGAGAUGGCAGAAGGGGGUCUUAACGUAGGGACUGUGGACAGUGGGGCAUUCGUGGGAAGCAGAGGGAUUUUGGACAAGUCCAGAUGGAACGCGCAGGGCAUGGGUAGAGGGAAAAGAAAAUCCCUUUCUGGGAAAACCAUUUCUUGUUUUUUGAAACAGUGGGGGACAUCAUCAAAGUCUGGGCGGGCACAUUCAAUUACCUAAAAAUUACAAAGGUAGGCACAGCAAAGAAUAAUGAAGAUUAUAAGAAAACCAAGGGCCAGGUGCAGUGGCUCAUGCCUGUAAUCCCAGCACUCUGGGAGGCUGGGGUGGGUGGAUCACCCGAGGUCAGGAGUUCGACACCAGCCUGGCCAACAUGGAGAAACCCCAUCUCUACUAAAAAUACAAAAAUUAGCUAGGCGUGGGAGUGGGUGCCUGUAAUCUCAGCUACUUGGGAGGCUGAGGCAGGAGAAUCAUUUGAACCUAGGAAGCAGAGGUUGCAGUGAGCUGAGAUUGCACCAUUGCACUCCAGCCUGGGUAACAAGAAUGAAACUCUGUCUCAAAAAAAAAAAAAAAAGAAGAAGAAAGAGAAAGACAGAAAGAAAGAAAGAAAAAGAGAGAAAGAAAUAAAGAAAAAGAAAGAAAGAAAACCAAGAAGCUGGGAAAACCGUGUAGAUUUGAUUGACGAGGAUAAGCUUGGUCUGUAAUACAUGCGGUGACUAGAACAGUAUUUGGUCAAAGAACCACGUAAGCUCUGCACCCUGGAGGAAAUGUAUGCAGGCAAGGAUUAGUAAAAUGAAAAA